AUGAACUUUCCAUAUCGACGUUCCAGGCGUUGUUGCUGCUCUCUGCCUGAUAGCCGUGAAGUCCCCAUCGACUUUCGACUCCUCAGGUUUCCUUUUUUCUCAGUUCAUGACACGCCACUCAAUCUGACCACAGCAACCCUAUGGUCAUCCCAUUUCGUAUUCCUAAAGGAGCAAGAAGAAGCUAUGGAUCUAUGCCUGCCGGCUCCAGCAUUGCCUCUUGACCCAAAAAUGGAAGACUGUAUGGGUGGAAGUGUAAUAACAUGA
Molecule: messenger RNA, 264 nt
Organism: Protopolystoma xenopodis
Lineage: Eukaryota; Metazoa; Platyhelminthes; Monogenea; Polystomatidea; Polystomatidae
Source: the annotation of a GenBank genome assembly